AAGAGGCUGACUGAAUUCACAUAUACUGGGAACAAAUAUUAAGUUUUCUUCUGACAAAUGUCACUUCCACCGUGUUCGACUAUGCAGUGUUAGUAGCUGGAAAUUGAACUGUAACAAAGAAACAGUUCUGGGAAAAUGCAGGGAAUGUUUUCUAAAAGCACAUAUUGAGACCCUAUAUGUUUUUCUUCACAUGAAGCUCACUUUGAAAUAUUUGGAUAAAAUGAGAUGCUUGCGGAAACGAUCAGCAGUAUCAUUCUUAGGAAUCCUUGUCAUUUGCCUGCUCUUCAUGAACUUGUACAUUGAAGAUGGUUAUGUCUUGGAAGGUGACAAGCAAUUAAUCAGAGAAACAGCCACACACCAUCUUAAUUCAGAGCGCUAUGUCCACACUUUUAAAGACUUGUCAAAUUUCUCAGGAUCUAUAAAUGUUUCCUAUCGCUAUCUAGCUGGCACACCUUUGCCAAGGAAAAGAUAUCUUACAAUUGGACUAUCCUCAGUCAAACGGAAAAAGGGAAAUUAUUUGCUUGAGACAAUCAAGUCCAUAUUUGAGCAGUCAAGUUAUGAGGAAAUGAAGGAAAUUACGGUGGUGAUUCACCUAGCAGAUUUCGACUCAUCCUGGUGUGAAGGGAUGGUCCAAGAUAUUUCACAGAAAUUUGCUCAUCAUAUCAUUGCUGGCAGGUUAAUGGUUAUCCAUGCCCCUGAGGAGUACUAUCCAGUACUGGAUGGCCUUAAGAGAAAUUACAAUGACCCAGAAGACCGUGUGAAGUUCCGAUCCAAACAAAAUGUAGAUUAUGCUUUCCUGCUUAACUUUUGUGCUAAUCUUUCUGAGUAUUAUGUCAUGCUAGAAGAUGAUGUUCGAUGCUCUAAAAACUUCUUGACUGCUGUUAAGAAAGUAAUUACCUCUCGAGAAGGUUCCUAUUGGGUGACUCUGGAGUUUUCCAAACUGGGCUAUAUUGGAAAGCUAUACCACUCCCAUGAUCUCCCACGCCUGGCUCAUUUUUUGCUGAUGUUUUACCAGGAAAUGCCUUGUGAUUGGCUGCUAAUCCAUUUCCGUCGGUUGUUAGCUCAAAAGGACGUCAUCCGCUUUAAGCCAUCUUUGUUCCAGCACAUGGGAUAUUAUUCAUCCUACAAAGGAGCUGAGAACAAGCUAAAGGAUGACGACUUUGAAGAGGAUUCAUUUGACAUCCCUGACAAUCCACCCGCAAAUCUUCACACCAACAUAAAUGUAUUUGAAAACUACGAGGCAAGCAAGGCUUACAGCAGCAUUGAUGAGUACUUCUGGGGGAAAGCUCCUUCUACUGGAGAUCUGUAUGUGAUUGUAUUUGAAAAGCCUAUUAAAAUAGAUAAAAUUAAAGUUAUCACUGGAACAGAAGACCGUCAAAAUGACAUCUUGCAUCACGGAGCCCUGGAAGUUGGGGAAAAGAUUGUAGGGAGCAAAAAAGGGAGACAGUGUACUACUUACUUGAGACUAGGGGAGUUCAAAAAUGGAAAUUUUGAAAUGACAGAUGUGGAACACAAGGUUCUGUUUGAUAUUAACUGCAUGAGAAUACUUGUUACCAAAAGUCAAAAGGAAUGGCUGAUCAUUAGGAGCAUUAGCAUUUGGACUUCUCAGCCACCAAAUCAAUAAGGCAAAAUUACUCCUUUCGUGGUAGAGUGAAUGCCAUCGGUUGGGUCCCAACUGGUGUCAUUCCCCAAGGAGACUGACUUACUUCCAAUUAUUUACUACUGACACUGGAAAUCUGGGGAAAUCAUAAAACAAGCAAAAGCAAUUUAUUUUGUACUAGUCCACCAGGCAAUAUACAAACACUAGUUUGUUGGAAUGUUUGAAUUUUAUAGGAAAUGCAAACAUGUUCUCAUCCAUCACUUAAGAUUCAGAAACCUUUCUCUUUUAUUUUAAUUUCUCAUUUGGGAAGAACUGCUGUACUAAAACCAAAUCCAAUGCUUUUCCAUUAUUCAGAAGUUUUGUAGGCUUUGACCAGUAUGUUGUCAGAUGAAAUUUGACUCCAUCAUAUCCACAUAUAAAUUAAUAAUCAGAUGGUAGUACAUGUUUGUACAAUAGUUGGUGGUAUAUUUGUUUGAAAGACACUUGUGAUAAUGAAAGUCUGUUAAUGCAGCUUGCAAUUUUAUUUGAGCACUGUAAGAAAACAGUACGGUUAAACAUUGUGAUUAAUUUUAAAUGAAAAUACAUGUACAGUUAUAAAUCUGACAUGACAAUACUGUAAAAAUAGUCAAUUGCAUCCUGUAUCCUGUCUCAACAAAUAUGCUUUGUCCUUCUCCCAGGGUCCUGGCUUUGAAAUGGGUCAGCAGUUGUAUUUUAUGUCGCUUAGGGCCCAACCCUGCAAUCCUUAUUCAAGCAGUCACACAGUCAAUGGGAGUUUUGCUGAAUAAGACUGCAGGAUCAGCCCCUGAGCUUUAAGGACAAAAUUAUCAUUUCAGUUUUGCAUGGCAGUAGUUUUCAUCUUUAAUAUUCUGCUCUUCAGCACAUUCAGAGCUCCCAGUGAUGUCAGUUGGAGAACUGCACAAAGCUGAGCACUACCAUCUGGUCUAAGAGAAGAGUUUUGUACUCAGUGUUUAGAUCAGUGGUGGACAACCUGCUGCCCAUCAGGGUAAUCUGAUUGUCGGCUGUGAGACAUUUUGACUGACAUUGAACAUUUGCAGGCAUGGCUCCCCACAGCUCCCAGUGGCUUCAGUUCACCAUUCCUGGCCAAUGGGAGCUGUGGGAAGCAAUCAGAUUACCCUAAUGGGCCACAUGUGACCCUCAGGCCGCUAGUUGCCCACCACUGGUUUAGAUAUUCAUCUCUCAUCCGAUGCAAAUGAAAGAUCUAUAAGGUUCAACAGUAGAGGCUGAAAGUGAUCACUGAUCUUCUCUGGUUGAUGUCUCUGCAAUAGUGCUGUGUGAAACAUUUCCCACCUUUUGCAAAAACAAGAAUCCUGGUUUUGCUGGAUGUUUGAGAAGUAAAUACUUUGCCAAGUUAGUUUUGAAUUUUUUUCAGAUUUUUCAAUGCUGAAUAAAUUGUCUUAGGAGCCAUCUUUUCCCAGAUGAUGUUUUUGUCUAUAUAUUUAUAUACUAUCUGGACCUGUUCUUUUGAGCUACUGAGUACCUAGUGACAGGGGCUGAUUGUCCUCCAUCUCCAUUCCUAUUGAUUUCAGUGGGAGUUGUGAGCUUUAAUACUCCACAGAAUCAGACCCCCAUAUGUAUAUAAUACAUAUUAUAUAUAAACACAUCUGGAUUAACAAAAUAUAUAGGAGAUCUUAUUAGUCUUUAAGGCAUUCCAAAAUCUUUCUUUAAUGAUACUGGGAACGAUACAAGUAUAUCAAUAGCAGCACAGAUGAACACUAUAUUACUAAUCUCAUGAAUAUUGUGGUAAUCAUCAAAUUGCAUGUCCUGGUUUCAGAUGCAUCUAGGAGGUAAAGAUUAAAUUUCAAGAAUGCCUGUACUGACCAAAAACUCCAAGUCAAAGUGAACUAAAUAUUGUACUCUGCAUACUAGCAAACAUGACGUGGUUAUUUCAUAAGGGCAGAUUAUUCACAGGUCUACAAGAAGCAGCAGUCUAAUUGCUUUUCCUGAUUCAUAAAUCCUACUAAAUUCAGAUGCAAGUUUGGCAAAUCCCUACUUACAGCAGCAAUGUACUUUAAAAUAGAUGGUCUAGUAAAUACCUUUACAAAAUACACAAAAGUGCCCCCUUCCCAAAGAGAAGAGUCUUUGUUUCUCUUGUUUCUUAAUACUUACCCAGAACUCUAAUCUCUGUGAAAACACGAUAUUUUAAAUACAGUUUGGCAGUUCAACUUUAGACUCCACUGCAGUUUAGCUAAAUUAAAAAUACCCACUAAGCUUAAACCAAUUCUUAUCUAAAUAUACAUGAGAGACUUGCUAUUUAUAUUUUAAAUUAUUUUUCAUGGUAACCAGCUAAUUUUAUGGUCAACCCUAAAACUCCUUUAAAAACACAAUAAAUUGUUUUUUGCUUCAUUUACCAUUAGUGACAAAGACAUGUCAAUAAGGAGCACUGAACAUCUGAAAACCGAUGUAGAAACUAGCUGCCUGGUUAUAUAUAAAUGUACUGUUUCCAAAACAAAUACAUUUUGAAUUAGCACAGAUAGUAAACACAAUUCCAAGGCUUAAAAUGCCCAUGCAACCAAAACGAUAUUCAAUUUGAAUGUUUUAGAAUAAAUUAAAUGUUCUCUGCACAAACCUGAAAUAAUUUAAUUGCUAUUUUUAAACUAUAAAUUGUAAAUAUUUUAAAAAUCAUUUAUUGAGCUGUGCCUCCCCUCACGCCCAUGCCCCCAGAAAAAUCUUACCAUUAAUGCAGCUGGAAAAAAAGCACAUGUUGCUGUGUUUACUGAAAAACUAUAAAAUAGUUGUGACAACAAAUUUAGGGGGUGAAAUUCACCCCAGUGCAGAGGAAUGGCACAAGGUCCCUCCAUCACUUAAAUCCCAUUUAUAGCCUAUUUUCAUGGCUUACGUGAGACUAAUGCUGUCCCUAUGCAUCCAGAUAAAUUUCACCUUUGUGAACGUGACUGACAAAUUUUAUACCUGAUUUUUUUUAAUGUGAAAAUGUUGAUUUUUUUCCCCUGGAACAAAUUUACAAGAACAAGACUUUUUCAAAAGUUAGCGUUUUUCUAUGUAUGCUGCAAGAAAAGCUAUUUCUUAACAAAAAGGACACUUUUAAUCAAAUUUGUGGAUUUUCACCAACAUGCCCCAAAGUACUAGAUUUUCUUUUUUUACUAGUGACUACUGAUGAAGCAAAUAAUUGGUAGUUUCACACAGCUCUAUUCACUGGUGAGUACAGGUGUUUCUAUGUUUUUGUUAUUGUGUAUUUCUUGUGUUCAUUCGUGGAUCAAAUGUCUAGUUCUCUUGUAGUGAAAUGGAAAUGUAGAACCAUUUUUUAAAUAUGAUACUGUAGCCUGCAUACUAAUGGAUCUGUUCUUCACUGGGCAUAUAUGUAUCAUUCCACUGGCAUUACUUGGAGUUGCAUAUGUGCAUCAAAGGGAAAAUAGACUUCUUAAAAUGUAAUGCCCGUGGGCUUUUUUUUUCUUUACUAAGAGUCAGUUUUUUCCAUCCUUAUUCAUAGUGGGUAAUCCCUUUGACUGGGACCAGUUGAGGAGCAAACUACUACUUAAUAUGAGUAAGGAGGAAUAAUCUAGCCUUAAUUUUCUGCAGUUUACUCUACAAACCCAAGUGAAAGUAGUUGACUGGCUACACCAUAUCAUUGUUUAUUCCUUGUACUAUAUAUUCUCUAAUGAAGAGACUUCACUAAGGUGCUAUAUGAAUGUAUUGUUUUUAUAUCAGUCUGAUCUGUUAUGAUCUGUUUUAGCGUUCGCCCAGUAUUCUGUUGUGUUAGGCACAGUUAAUGUUUUGGUUUUUUAAGAAAACAAAUGAAGAUCCUUUUCUUUACUGGAUUAAAAAUAAAGUCAAAAUUAAAGUUCUUUACCUUGGAAAACUGUAAAAGGGAACAUGGUUAGACACCUUAUCUGCAAAUACAACCGGCCUGCAUUUUGAAAUGUUAUACCAGUCUUGGCGGAAUUGACACACUGAAUAAUCACAUCUGACGUCUUCAUUUGUGAUCCCUGCAUAUUUGAAUGAGUUAGAAGUUAACAGCAGUGAUACAUGUUGUAUAAUGAGAUGAUGUAAAAUAACACAUUCUCAUAUGGCACAGUGCAGUACUUUGCAACAAUGGGGGAUAUACAAGUGGAUUCCAAUGAAAACAGCUAAUAUGAUUCCUUUCUCUGUCAGAUUCUAAAUAAGGUAAAUAGCUUGAAUCACAACCAUUGUGUCAGCUUUCCCAUAUGCUUUCACUGAAGUCAAUUCCAAAAUUUCAAUUGGCUUCAAUGGGAGCAGGAUUAGAGCUAUGUAAUAUUCACACUUGGAGGUGUGGAUUUAAAGGUUCACAACGUAACUAUUUAUGCAGAACUAAAACCAAAAAUCUAUGGUCCUUAUGUUUCCAUUUUUCUUCUCAGCACUAAAGAUGGCCUGAAAUGGAAGUAGACUCUUUGCUAGUUCCUCUUUGUAUCAUAGCUCUACUGCAGUGCAACAUCAUUCCCAGCUUGCCUCCAGAGGCUGAUUCUUCUAGGAGUUUUGAAACAGUGAAUCAGUUCCAGUGUUAUCUAAUCUACAGUAUUACUUCUCAAGUGCCAGUUGGGGGUAGUACUUCUGAAAACAAUGUUGUAUAGAUACAGGAUUAAUACUGCCAUAAAUGAUGAUUGAGAAGGGAAAGUAUCUGCAUAUUAGUGUGUCAACUAUAAAAUUUAGAGAAAUCCAAAACAGAGUGGGCCAGCUUUUAUUCAUUAUUGGUUAUUUGCUAGUUGUCAAACUGCCUACUAAGGGCCCAGGGUGAAUUUUCACCCCUGUACAGAAAGCCAACAAAUGGCCUAUGAGUCAUUUAUAUCCCAGUUAAGCCUUGAAAAUAAUUAAGUGGGAUUUAAAUGGUUAAUCAAGCCUAGUGCUGGCCCUAUGCACAAGGGUGUGUGUAUGAGUUUUUCCUUCAACUAAUGAGUCUGAACAUAAAAAGCAAACUUUUAUCUCCUCUGUUCACCUUGUUAGAUACAGCUGUGUCUUACUUCUGUCCUUCCAAUUGCUCUUUAUUCAGUCAUAUUUUCUUUUUUCUUCCUAGCACUUUAGAAAUCAGGACUCCUGGAACAGCAGGUUAAAAGUCUGAAUUCUGGUUGGCUUUGAAUUGCUGUAUUUCCCCUAUCUUUGUAUGAAAUGAUCCAGUUUCUUACUAUUCUUGGCAAAUAAGCCUCACAAGCAUGAAGUUCAAUUUUGUUGGCUGUUCCCCAUCACACAGACUGUUAUUAGGACAAGGUUGUCUGGAUAACUAUAUCAAGCAAAGCUUUUGAUUUUGUUUUUGUUUGUUUGUUUUGUGAGGUUUUUUUUAAUUAAGUUUAUUUUCCAAAGGUAAACAGAUACCUUAUAAAAAGUGUUGGUAUUUAAUUUUUAAAACAAGGAUCCAAACUUUCUUUGUGGAUAUACCGUAUCUUUUGUGAGCAGUUUGAAAAAGAUGACAUUUACACACAAUGCCUUGGUAACAUGAAAAAAAAAUGAAUGAAAGAACUAAAUAUAUUUUGUAGAAGGAAGAAACCAUGUGUUGCGGGGCAACUGGAUCAAAGAGGUAUAUUUCUUUUGUAAAAUUGCACUUAAGCCCUUAAACUUCUUGUUUAAGGGCAGAGGAAUAGAAUACUCCUUCCUGUCCGCAUAUUGUAUUAACCCUUUUACAGAGAGACAUCCACAUGGCCCUAGCUUCGUCCUGCUCUUGCUGCUUCAAUGAAAAUAAUUUGUUCACCUUUAAAAACGAUUGACCUUGGCAUGCUCAGAGA
This is a messenger RNA of Dermochelys coriacea (leatherback sea turtle), 7308 nucleotides long. It is a transcript of the gene MGAT4C, whose product is annotated as MGAT4 family member C. The transcript is spliced from 4 exons. The record is from RefSeq and is a predicted model, not a curated record. Lineage: Eukaryota; Metazoa; Chordata; Testudines; Dermochelyidae. Gene Ontology annotation, molecular function: acetylglucosaminyltransferase activity. Gene Ontology annotation, biological process: protein N-linked glycosylation. The coding region runs from base 191 to 1624 and encodes 477 amino acids.